Mesorhabditis spiculigera is the source of this 696-nucleotide messenger RNA. NCBI's taxonomy places the organism in Eukaryota, Metazoa, Nematoda, Chromadorea, Rhabditida, Rhabditidae. The record is from the annotation of a GenBank genome assembly.
AUGAUUGGUUCAAUCUUCCUGUGGGUGUGCUGGCCUUCCUUUAAUGCGGCAACGGCUACCCCAUUGGAUGCGAAGGAGCGUGCCGUACUCAAUACCGUACUCUCGCUGGUUGGAUCGACAAUGGCUACUUUCAUGCUGUCACAAGCCAUCGAUCGCCAUCGAAAAUUCGACAUGGUCACCAUCGCCAACUCGACGCUGGCCGGCGGAGUUGCUAUUGGGACAAUCGCCAACGUAAUUCUCGAGCCGGUCUACGCCAUUUUGAUCGGCUUCAUCGCUGGCAUUGUCUCGGUGCUCGGCUACAAGUUCUUGACGCCGUUCCUUACGGAGCGUAUCGGUUUGCACGACACCUGCGGCGUGCAUAAUCUGCAUGGAAUGCCCGGCCUGAUUGCCGGCAUCGUUUCCGUAAUUGCCGUAACUUACCCGGAAGACGACUACGGUGCAAGCAUCAACAACAUCUACACGGGAGUUCGAUCGACGGGUAGCGGAGGUCGCGGCUAUUCGUAUGGGGUUCAGGCGACUCAUCAACUCGCCGCAAUGUUCAUCAUCCUCGGCGCUUCCUUACUUUCCGGCGCGCUGACAGGCUUACUUCUUCGACUAAAGUUCUGGCGCCAACUCGAUGACGAGGCCCAAUACUCGGAUGCCGAAUUCUUCGAGAUCCCAGAUGAUUUUGAGAGAGUGACGGCCACGGCCCGGGAA